Messenger RNA from Zootoca vivipara (common lizard), 2589 nucleotides. It is a transcript of the gene WDR41, whose product is annotated as WD repeat domain 41. Gene Ontology annotation, cellular component: lysosomal membrane. Gene Ontology annotation, molecular function: protein binding. The record is from RefSeq and is a predicted model, not a curated record. Gene Ontology annotation, biological process: regulation of autophagy. NCBI's taxonomy places the organism in Eukaryota, Metazoa, Chordata, Lepidosauria, Squamata, Lacertidae.
UCCUAAAGGCGGAAAGCGGCGGAAGACGCGUCCCUGCUUCGUUUUGAAGAUUCGGGGAUCGAUUAAGUCGCCGACGCUUUGCCUUAGAUUAAGCUCGCGCUAGCGAGUCCCUUUUCGAAGAAAAACAGCCCCGCGUCCUAUUCGGCCGGCGGCGCGCGCAGUCCAACGGCGGCUACGUCGUGCGGGGCAGGGCGGACGGAAGCGAGGGACGAGUCCGCAGCAAGAGCGUCAGCUGACUGACUCGAUCCGCGCGCGCCGGGGCGAGGGCUGCGGCUCCAACCCGAGGCAAGGAGGGCGCGUCGGCGAGGGCCGCCCGGACCCCACCUCUCGCGAUGCUGCGGUGGCUCAUAGGAGGGGGACGCGAGCCGCAGGGAUUGGCCGAGAAAUCUGUACAGACCAUUGGCGAAGAACAAACACAAAAUCCCUACACUGAACUGCUUGUGCUGAAAGGUCAUCAUGAUAUAGUGCGGUUUCUAGUGCCAAUAGAUGAUUACAGGUUUGCAUCUGCUGGUGAUGAUGGGAUUGUAUGUUUGUGGAAUGCUCAGACUGGAGAAAAGCUAUUUGAGCUACAUGCACAUACACAAAAGAUUACUGCUCUUGCAUCUUUUCCUCUAUCAGAUACUUGUGAAGAAAAAUGUCACUUGAUCUUGACAGCAGGUGCUGAUAGAACUGUCAUUGUUUGGGAUUGUGACAAUGGUAGGCAAGUUCAUAAAGUAUCCUGCUUUCAUUCCACAGUAAAGUGUUUGACAGUUCUUCAAAGGCUGGAUGUAUGGCUGUCUGGAGGGAGUGAUCUGUGUGUUUGGAACCGAAAAUUAGAUCUCUUGUGUAAGACAAGUCAUCUUAUUGAUGCAGAUAUCAGUGCUAUGAUAGAAUUGCCUAAAAAUUGUGUGGCAGCCGCAGUUGGCAAAGAACUGAUCAUUCUUAGACUGAAAGCUUCCAGAGAUGGAACUGAAUGGGAUGUCUUCGAAGUGAAGCGCCUUCUUGACCAUGAGGACAAUAUUGUAUCAUUGGUCAGUGUCAGUGAUCUGACUUUUGCAACUGGCUCUCAUGUUGGUGAGCUGAUAGUCUGGGAUGCAUUGGACUGGACCAUGCAUGCAUAUGAACGCAGAUGGGAUGCUUCUCUUCAUGUUGACCCACAACAAGAAAUAAAAUUAUCGCACAGUCAAAAUGAAGUUUCAAUUCAACAUUUAGCUUCUGAUGAGGAGUGUGUGUUCGCUGCUGUUGGAAAGGGCAUAUAUGUGUAUAACCUUCAAAUGAAGCGUGUGAUUGCCUUCCAGAAGACUGCUCAUGACUCCACUGUCCUGCACAUUACAAAAGUUCCAAACAGGCGAAUAAUCUCCUGUUCAGAAGAUGGCAGUGUUCGCAUAUGGGAAUUACGAGAAAAACAGCAGCUUACAGCUGAACCCGUUCCUUCAGGUUUUUUCAGUAUGUGGGGAUUUGGAAGGACAAGUAAACAAGCCAGUCAUACAGCUAAAAAGCCACCAGAGAGCACCACUGUCUUCUCCUUGGAUCUCAUUGGGGAUUUGAUUGGGCACUCUUUAGCUGUUCAGAUGUUCCUGUACUUCAGUGAACAUGGCCUGGCAACAUGCUCUGCUGAUCACCUCGUUAUUUUGUGGAAAGAUGGAGAACGAGAGUCGAGACUGCGCAGCUUACUGUUAUUUCACAAGUUAGAACAAAGUGAAGAUUUGCAGCUUAGGAUCUAAAAGGACGUAAAUAUAUGGGAUAAAGGAAAAUGAGCCAGAGGAAAAGAAUGAACACCCAGCCUCAACUGCUAAAGCCAGUUGGACAGGGCAAGGUGAGCAGAUGCAGUUCCAGAAUGAUUUGCUUCAAAGGUGGCUGAUUGAAGCACUGGACUAGGGAAUAGCUGUACACCAGGAAGCAGCUUUGAUGUUGUAGAGGCAUGGAGAACUUCACUCUCACUCAAAAAUAUUUACAUCCUGUUGCAUCAGUGCCGCCUUAUCCAGGCUAUAAAGUCUCAUGUACACUGCUUAGAAAUGAUAAUGAUUAAGUGGUAUGUAAAUGCCUUCAAUAAAAAAUAAGUAAAGUAUCAAUUCACAAAUUGGUUCCUUCCGUUUUCUCUACUUGUCAGUGCACUGCAUUGCUUUUCCUGGCUGUUCAAAUAAUUUACCCAGGCCACCCCCACCCCCACCCCACAAUAGCACUUCACAUAACAGAUUUUGCAAUUCAAGAUUCUUUGACUGCAUCAGUCAUCCAAGUCUGAUUUCAUUAUUUUCAUGCAUUUUUUUCCAGUUGCAUAACACAUUCUAAUCAAAGAUUGAGUUUCAGCAGAAUUUUCAAAUAUUUGCCCUUUUUUUUGCUGCAAUGUUCAAAGUGCUUCUGAAUCACUCCAGUAUAAUUUUUAAGAGAGUGUGCACUUGCUUAGCAUCUGCUAGCUUAAACAGUUUGAUCAAUUGUACUUAAUGAAUUCUAUCAUGGCAUAUGAAGCUAUUAUUGAUGGUAGAAGCUGAGGUGGGAAAUACAGAUAGCAUGUGCUUUCUAGUCAUCUGAAAACACACGAGCAUUUUAGAAGUAAAAUUAUUUUUCUCAUGCUAUAAGAUAAGUUUUAAAAAUUAUAAAGCCAUACCUGUG